GUACCGCUAGAUGCUGCGCAGCUUCGCGUGUUCGCGCCUCUCGUCGUCACCGAACCACUUUUACAACAGCUCGUAGCUUCAGUGUUCUGCUGAAACCUGCCGAGAAAGGAUUGCUGAAACUGUGCAAAUCGCUUCGAGAAUCAGCAAUGGCAACGGACGGACAUAUUUGGGCGCUUACUGCCAUCAUCGCUUUUUGGGGGCUUCUUAUCAUCAACGUCGUGUCGCUGCCCGCUGACCACACAGUUCGAGGGAACGUGCAGGGUAACGUAACCGACAUAUUUGCCUACCCCGCCGAACAGUCGGCCAUAGAAUCAAAACAGAACGCUCGGAAUCGCACUCCAAUCUUCAUUCCCGGUGGAUGUGCAGAAGAUGAAAUUUUAUACCCGGGUGAUCACAACAACGACUGGGUCUGCGACUGCAAGCCGACCUACAUUUAUCACCCAAAAUCCCACAGAUGCUACCAACUGUACACACAGGGAAGCUGUGAAGCGGGAAAAAUUAUGUACUUGGAGCCAAACGGCAAAUACCCGACCUGCAUACCAAACCCCUGUCCGGACGGACAGGUUAGGUUCCAGAACAUGUGCGUCAUACUUAACCAGGAGCACAAAAUCUGCCAAAUAGCCGGCAUAAAGCUGGUCGUCGGAAUUAACGAGAAAACUCAUCAACUAGAGUGUGUUAAUAUUUCUGAUGUACGCUUAAAUCAGACUAUGAUUACUAACCAUGACCAAGCAAGACAAUAAAGUGUAUAUAAUUGUGUAACUUCAACCAG
Anopheles bellator is the source of this 769-nucleotide messenger RNA. RefSeq lists its product as uncharacterized. The transcript has 4 exons. Bases 147 to 740 code for a protein of 197 amino acids. The record is from RefSeq and is a predicted model, not a curated record. Lineage: Eukaryota; Metazoa; Arthropoda; Insecta; Diptera; Culicidae.